Messenger RNA from Humulus lupulus (European hop), 842 nucleotides. RefSeq lists its product as uncharacterized. The record is from RefSeq and is a predicted model, not a curated record. NCBI's taxonomy places the organism in Eukaryota, Viridiplantae, Streptophyta, Magnoliopsida, Rosales, Cannabaceae. The coding region runs from base 142 to 669 and encodes 175 amino acids. The transcript has 4 exons.
UUCUUUCUCAUUAUUUGCUCUAGGUAGAAUAUGAAGAUGGAUAUCUUGAAAAUUCCAUUUGUGACAAUACCAAAUUCUAUAAGUAGUAAUAUACUUGUCAAAAUAGGCAAGUUGCCAUAAGGUGUAUUCAUUUCUUCUACAAUGGCAUUAGCAACAAGUCUCAGACCAUGGAUUUUAGCUUCAGCCUUGUUCAUUGCUUAUGUGUUUGGUAGCGUAUCAGGAGGAAAAGCAGAAGAUGAUCAUGUACCUUAUCAAGUAGGAAGUGGAGGUUAUGACCCGGGUCAAGUUGUUUCAAAGGCUUUGCUAUGUUUCAAUGGCAAACAUAUUUAUAGCAGCUGUGAAGAGUCUUAUAGAUUAAGUGAGAGUGGAAAUCUUGAGGUGCCGCAGGAGGAGACGGAGGCCUUCUGCGGCGGGCCGUGCCUUACAGAGACGCAGCUUGUGCUGAGCUGCAUUGAUAACAUCUUGGCCAACUUUCUGUUUUACAACAGAGCCACAAUACAAGAUGUUAGAGACACUAUCCAUGCAGGAUGUGGUUAUGGACCAGAAAGAGGAAAUUUUAAUGUGGCAGAACACAUUGAAGCUGAAGACAACAAUGCUCAGAAAGUUUCAAACCAGAUUCUGGUUGCCUUUGGCUUGAUCCUUGUAGGACAUGGCAUAUGGCUUAUUUGAUAUUAUACAUAACAUAUAUGUGUAUGUAUGUUUUGUGAGAAAAUGUACUUAUUGUAAGAGCCGAAGAAGUUUAAUUGGUAUGUAAAACUCUUUAUUCAUAUUUGGAACGGAGAAAGAGGCUAUGUUGUACUACAAUAUAUUUAUUUAUAUUGAUAUACUUGACCGGUUUUAUA